CAGCCCGCGCUCGCCUGGAUGGCUCGUCGCGCCGCGGGCGGCGCACCCCUUAGCGCCCGGGCCGCCGCGGCCGCCCCCCUGCCGCCGCGCCCGCCCUCCGGGGCCCCGGCGUGCCCGCCGCUGCUACCGCUGCUGCUGCUCCUGGGGGCGGCGCGGGCCGGCGCCCUGGAGAUCCAGCGCCGCUUCCCCUCGCCCACGCCCACCAACAACUUCGCCCUGGACGGCGCGGCGGGCACCGUGUACCUGGCGGCCGUCAACCGCCUGUACCAGCUGUCGGGCGCCAACCUGAGCCUGGAGGCCGAGGCGGCCGUGGGCCCGGUGGCGGACAGCCCGCUGUGUCACGCCCCGCAGCUCCCGCAGGCCUCGUGCGAGCACCCGCGGCGCCUCACCGACAACUACAACAAGAUCCUGCAGCUGGACCCUGGCCAGGGCCUGGUGGUCGUGUGCGGGUCCAUCUACCAGGGCUUCUGCCAGCUGCGGCGCCGGGGCAACAUCUCGGCCGUGGCCGUGCACUUCCCGCCCGCCGCGCCGCCCGCCGAGCCCGUCACCGUGUUCCCCAGCAUGCUGAACGUGGCCGCUAACCACCCGAACGCGUCCACCGUGGGGCUGGUGCUGCCGCCGGCCGCCGGCGGGGGCAGCCGCCUGCUCGUGGGCGCCACGUACACCGGCUACGGCAGCGCCUUCUUCCCGCGCAACCGCAGCCUGGAGGACCACCGCUUCGAGAACACGCCCGAGAUCGCCAUCCGCUCCCUGGACGCGCGCGGGGACCUGGCCAAGCUCUUCACCUUCGACCUCAACCCCUCCGACGACAACAUCCUCAAGAUCAAGCAGGGCGCCAAGGAGCAGCACAAGCUGGGCUUCGUGCGCGCCUUCCUGCACCCGGCCGCGCCGCCGCCCGGCGCUCAGACCUACGCGUACCUGGCGCUCAACAGCGAGGCGCGUGCGGGCGACAAGGAGAGCCAGGCGCGGAGCCUGCUGGCGCGCAUCUGCCUGCCCCGCGGCGCCGGCGGCGACGCCAAGAAGCUCACCGAGUCCUACAUCCAGCUGGGCUUGCAGUGCGCUGGCGGCGCGGGCCGCGGCGACCUCUACAGCCGCCUGGUUUCCGUCUUCCCCGCACGCGAACUGCUCUUCGCGGUCUUCGAGCGGCCCCAGGGCGCCCCCGCGGCCCGCGCCGCCCCGGCCGCGCUCUGCGCCUUCCGCUUCGCCGACGUGCAAGCCGCCAUCCGCGCGGCGCGCACCGCCUGCUUCGUGGAGCCCGCACCCGACGUGGUGGCGGUGCUGGACAGCGUGGUGCAGGGCACCGGGCCCGCCUGCGAGCGCAAACGCAACAUCCAGCUGCAGCCGGAGCAGCUGGACUGCGGUGCCGCCCACCUGCAGCACCCACUGUCCAUCCUGCAGCCUCUGAAGGCCUCACCCGUGUUCCGGGCCCCGGGCCUCACAGCCGUGGCUGUGGCCAGUGCCAACAACUACACAGCGGUCUUCCUGGGCACUGCCAACGGGAGGCUCCUCAAGAUUAACUUGAACGAGAGCAUGCAGGUGGUGAGCAGGUGCGUGCUGACCGUGGCCUAUGGGGAACCUGUGCACCAUGUCAUGCAGUUCGACCCAGCAGACUCUGGCUACCUUUAUCUGAUGACUUCCCACCAGAUGGCCCGUGUGAAGGUUGCAGCGUGCGAAGUGCACUCCACCUGCCGGGACUGCGUGGGUGCAGCUGAUGCCUACUGUGGUUGGUGUGCGCUGGAGACACGGUGCACCCUGCAGCAGGACUGUGCCAACUCCAGUCAGCCACAUUUCUGGACCAGUGCCAGUGAGGGCCCCAGCCGCUGCCCCUCCAUGGCCGUUCUGCCCGCCGAGAUUGACGUGCGCCAGGAGUACACGGGCAUGAUCCUGCAGAUCUCGGGCAGCCUGCCUAGUCUCAGCAGCAUGGAGAUGGCCUGUGACUACGGGAAUGACAUCCGAACUGUGGCCCGUGUUCCAGGCCCAGCCUACGAUCACCAGAUUGCCUAUUGCAACCUCCUGCCCCAGGACCAGUUCCCGCCUUUCCCUCCCCACCAGGACCAUGUGACCGUGGAGAUGGCCGUGAGGGUCAAUGGACACAACAUUGUCUCAGCCAACUUCACCAUCUAUGACUGCAGCCGCAUUGGACAGGUGUACCCCCACGCAGCCUGCACCAGCUGCCUGUCAGCGCCGUGGCCCUGUUUCUGGUGUGCCCAGCAGCAUAGCUGUGUCUCCAACCAGUCUCGGUGUGAGGCCUUGCCAAACCCCACGAGUCCCCAGGACUGCCCCCAGAUCCUGCCUGUGACUCUGGCACCCAUGCCCACGGGUGGCUCCCAGGACAUCCUGGUGCCACUUACCAGUGCUGCUGCCUUCCAUGGUGCUGCACUGGAGUGCAGCUUUGGGCUGGAGGAGGGCUUUGAGGCCGUGUGGCUGAAUGAAUCAGUUGUACGCUGCAGCCAAGUAGUGCUGCACACGACUCAGAAGAGCCAGGUGUUUCCACUCAGCCUCCAGCUAAAAGGGCAGCCAUCCCGAUUCCUGGACAGCCCUGACCCUAUGACAGUUGAAGUCUAUAACUGUGCCAUGGGCAGCCCUGACUGUUCCCAGUGCCUGGGCCGUGAAGACCUGGGUCAUCUGUGCAUGUGGAGUGACAGCUGUCGCCUGCGGGGACCUCUGCAGCCACCACCUGGCACCUGCCCCGCCCCUGAGAUCCGCACGAUUGAGCCACUGAGUGGCCCCUUGGACGGAGGGACCCUGCUGACCAUCCGAGGCAGAAACUUAGGCCGGCGGCUCAGCGACGUGACCCAUGGCGUGUGGAUUGGCACUGUGGCCUGUGAGCUGGCUGACAGAUACACAGUGUCAGAGGAGAUUGUGUGCAUCACGGGACCCGCCCCAGGGUCGUUCUCAGAUGUGGUGACGGUGAAUGCCUCCAAGGAGGGCCAGUCGCAGGAGCGCUUUUCCUACGUGCUGCCUACCGUUCACUCCCUGGAGCCUGCUAUGGGCCCCAAGGCAGGGGGCACCAGGAUUACCAUCCAUGGAAGUGACCUCCACGUGGGCUCUCAGCUGCAAGUCCUGGUGAACAACACAGACCCCUGCACGGAGCUCCUGCGCACAGACACCAGCAUCACAUGCACGGUGCCCGGAGGUGCCCUCCCAGCCCCUGUGCCUGUGUGUGUGCGCUUUGAGCACCGUGGCUGCGUGCCUGGCAACCUCACCUUCUGGUACAUGCAGAAUCCUGUGAUCACAGCCAUCAGCCCCAUCCGCAGCCCUGUCAGUGGUGGCAGGACCAUCACAGUGGCGGGUGAGCGUUUCCACAUGGUGCAGAAUGUAUCCAUGUCAGUGCACCACAUCGGCCGAGAGCCCACGCUCUGCAAAGUUCUCAACUCUACUCUUAUCACCUGCCCAUCCCCUGGGGCCCUGAGCAAUGCCUCGGCACCUGUGGACUUCUUCAUCAAUGGGCGGGCCUAUGCAGACGAGGUGGCAGUGACUGAGGAACUCCUGGACCCCGCCGAGGCACAGCGGGGCGGCCGCUUCCGCCUAGACUACCUCCCCAACCCGCAGUUCUCCACGGCCAAGAGGGAGAAAUGGAUCAAGCACCACCCUGGAGAGCCACUCACCCUCGUCAUCCAUAAGGAGCAGGACAGCCUGGGCCUUGAGAGCCGCGAGUACCGUGUCAAGAUCGGCCAGGUAGCCUGUGACAUCCAGAUUGUCUCCGACAGAGUCAUCCACUGCUCGGUCAACGAGUCCCUGGGCACUGCUGAGGGACAGCUGCCCAUCACAAUCCAGGUGGGGAACUUCAACCAGACCAUCGCCACCUUGCAGCUGGGGGGCAGCGAGACCGCCAUUGUGGUGUCCAUCGUCAUCUGCAGCGUCCUGUUGCUGCUGUCCGUGGUUGCCCUGUUCGUCUUCUGCACCAAGAGCCGCCGUGCCGAGCGCUACUGGCAGAAGACACUGCUGCAGAUGGAGGAGAUGGAGUCUCAGAUCCGAGAGGAAAUCCGCAAAGGUUUUGCUGAGCUGCAGACGGACAUGACAGACCUGACAAAGGAGCUCAACCGCAGCCAGGGCAUCCCCUUCCUGGAGUAUAAGCACUUCGUGACCAGAACCUUCUUCCCUAAGUGCUCCUCCCUGUAUGAAGAACGCUACGUGCUGCCCUCCCAGACUCACAGCUCCCCCGCACAGGAGACUCACCCACUACUGGGGGAGUGGAAGGUCCCCGAGGACCGCAGGCCCAGCAUGGAGGAGGGCAUCAGCCUGUUCUCCUCACUGCUCAGCAACAAGCACUUCCUCAUCGUUUUUGUCCACGCGCUGGAGCAGCAGAAGGACUUUGCAGUGCGUGACAGAUGCAGCCUGGCCUCCCUGCUCACCAUCGCGCUGCACGGUAAGCUGGAGUUCUACACGAGCAUCAUGAAGGAGCUGCUGGUGGACCUCAUUGACGCCUCGGCCGCCAAGAACCCCAAGCUUAUGCUACGACGCACUGAGUCCGUGGUGGAGAAGAUGCUCACCAACUGGAUGUCCAUCUGCAUGUAUAGCUGCCUGCGGGAGACGGUGGGGGAGCCGUUCUUCCUGCUGCUGUGCGCCAUCAAGCAACAGAUCAACAAGGGCUCCAUCGACGCCAUCACUGGCAAAGCCCGUUACACGCUCAACGAGGAGUGGCUGCUGCGGGAGAACAUCGAGGCCAAGCCCCGGAACCUGAACGUGUCCUUCCAGGGCUGCGGCAUGGACUCGCUGAGCGUGCGGGCCAUGGACACCGACACGCUGACGCAGGUGAAGGAGAAGAUCCUCGAGGCCUUCUGCAAGAACGUGCCCUAUUCACAGUGGCCGCGGGCGGAGGACGUCGACCUCGAGUGGUUCGCCUCCAGCACGCAGAGCUACAUCCUGCGGGACCUGGAUGACACCUCAGUGGUGGAGGAUGGCCGCAAGAAACUGAACACACUGGCCCACUACAAGAUCCCUGAAGGGGCCUCGCUGGCCCUGAGUCUCACGGACAAGAAGGACAACACGCUAGGCAGAGUGAAAGACUUGGACACAGAGAAGUAUUUCCAUUUGGUGCUACCCACGGACGAGCUGGCAGAGCCCAAGAAGUCCCACCGGCAGAGCCACCGCAAGAAAGUGCUGCCUGAGAUCUACCUGACCCGUCUGCUGUCCACCAAGGGUACGCUGCAGAAGUUUCUGGAUGACCUGUUCAAAGCCAUCCUGAGCAUCCGGGAGGAUAAGCCCCCGCUGGCUGUCAAGUACUUCUUUGACUUCCUGGAGGAGCAGGCAGAGAAGAGGGGAAUCUCAGACCCUGACACGUUGCACAUCUGGAAGACAAACAGCCUUCCCCUCCGCUUCUGGGUGAACAUCCUGAAAAAUCCCCAGUUCGUCUUCGACAUUGAGAAGACAGACCACAUCGAUGCCUGCCUCUCAGUCAUCGCACAGGCCUUCAUUGAUGCCUGUUCCAUCUCUGACCUGCAGCUGGGCAAGGACUCGCCUACCAACAAGCUGCUAUACGCAAAGGAGAUCCCCGAGUACCGUAAGAUCGUGCAACGCUACUACAGACAGAUCCAAGACAUGACACCGCUCAGCGAGCAGGAGAUGAACGCCCACCUGGCCGAGGAGUCACGGAAGUACCAGAAUGAGUUCAACACCAAGGUGGCCAUGGCAGAGAUCUAUAAAUAUGCCAAGAGAUACCGCCCACAGAUCAUGGCUGCCCUGGAGGCCAACCCCACAGCCCGAAGGACACAGCUGCAGCACAAGUUCGAGCAGGUGGUGGCCCUGAUGGAGAACAAUAUCUACGAGUGUUACAGUGAGGCCUGAGCACAGGGAAGGGCCUGUCAGAGCUGAUGCCACAGGAAGUGGAUGCCUGGGCUUCCACCCUAUUUUCCUCUCCCCCACCCCUCUCUCAGGUGGAAGCCAUCUGAGCCCGAGGUGGCUCAGGAUGGGAGGGAGGAGGACGUGGGGACUCUCAGAGCCAGGCGUGGAGCCCCUGGCUCUAGGUCACCACUGUCUCUCCAGCGCCUGCCCCAGGCCUUGGAAAGGCAGCCCCGUCCACCUGCUUGCUCUGCACUAGCAGCUGCCCAGAGCCAGCUCCGCCAGGCAGCCCAGCACGCAUUGGAGAGAAGAGGCCGCCGCCUAGAAACACUACCUCAUCCAACCUGGCGGAGGGGAGCCCUCCAUGGGCUUCCGUUUCAACCACCAAAAAACGUUGUCUUCGUGUUCCCUCACCCCAAGGGGUCCCUGGCCACAGACAGUUCCAAGUGGGAUCAGAUUUUUGUCGCUUCAGCAGCUAUUGGCAGCGUGGGCGGUGCCCACUGCCUGUGGAGAGAAGUAGAGGGAGGGGGCAGGGCUGGGGGUUCCUGGUCCCCAGGGAAGAGAGAGAGGUUGGGAUGCACCAAGGCUGUAGCUGGGCUACUUGAUCUUUCUGGAAGUAUUUCUAAAGAUAGCACCACUUUUUUGUUUUUGUUUUUUUUUUUAAAGCUUUUAUAUAUUAAAAAACUUACCACGCACCAACUGUGAAUAGCUGCUGCUUGUGCAGAGGACCCGAGAAGGGUCCCCAGUGGCUCCCAAUGCAACACUGGAAAUGACUGUUCCAGAGGACAGGCAGGCCUGGCCAGUGGCCCAUGGGCCUCCUUGCUGCAGGCUUGGUCAUGCUGGGACUGGCUGGAUCCACGGGAGCUGGGCUGGAGGGAGGGCUGGGACGCUCUGGAACCUUCUUUAUAAUAAAAAUCUGACAGGAAAACCUACUGUGGGCUUCAACCUUUGUCCUCAGCUGGCCAAGGGGGAGAUGAGGCCAUUCAUACCCAUUUUACAGCCUCAGCUGUCAUCUGAGAGGUGAAGAUUUGGCUACCAGGAUUGAAUGAGGUGGAACAGACUGCCUGCUUGCAGGGGCCUGGCCAGAGCUGCCAUCCCCUUGGGCCCCGAGGGGACCCCCCCCCCUGCCAGGAAGAGUGCACUGCUGCUAUGUGCUACCCAACUCCCAUUGAGCCCUGGUCCCAGCCCACCCCCUUUCCUUGGUGGUGGGGUUGGACUAGAACCCAGGGCCUCGUACACACUAAGCACACACUGCCACCAAGCUGCAUCCCCAGCCCACCUGCUUAUUUCAUAACAAGCCUCUGAGCUUGUUGUGUGAUCCCAAAGUCACACAGCCAGAGACCAGGUAGUGUGGUCCUGCAUUCCUCUCUCCAUUCUUCCUCCAGGCCAGUCUCCAUACCAGUCCCCACAAUGUGAGGAGGCCAAAAGUGACCACUUGAGAAAAGGAGCUGACAUUCGUGGGCUUGGCCCAGCAUUCCUCACCCAUAUGGGGAAUUGUGUGUCAAGAACCCCACGUUUCAGAUAAGGGAGCAGCCAGUUUCUCCAGUCAGCAGGCAGCCUGGACUCUGCUCCUCAUGCCUUUAUAGUCCAUGGGACCUGGAAC
Castor canadensis (American beaver) is the source of this 7384-nucleotide messenger RNA. It is a transcript of the gene Plxnd1, whose product is annotated as plexin D1. NCBI's taxonomy places the organism in Eukaryota, Metazoa, Chordata, Mammalia, Rodentia, Castoridae. The record is from RefSeq and is a predicted model, not a curated record. Gene Ontology annotation, biological process: regulation of cell migration; endothelial cell migration; negative regulation of cell adhesion. Gene Ontology annotation, molecular function: semaphorin receptor activity; protein binding. Gene Ontology annotation, cellular component: semaphorin receptor complex; plasma membrane.